CAUAUCUACUACUACCCAUUUUGAAUUGUAGCCAUAUGUGCCUAUGCCUCUCGUUUUUGGUCCAGCACCGGCGCUGACGCGAACCCAACUCACAAAAGAAAACCAUAUAUUUUUUAUUCAUUGUCUGAAUCUCCUUAUUGGGGGAUGAGAGAGGUGAGAGAGUAGUUGAGUACGAGCUCCAAUCCAACUGGGUGGUCUAGUCCGCUUUAAAAUCCAGCUCUACAGCGAAGAUUUGUGUAUAGUGUCCCGAUUGUCUAUGUAAUCUGCGUGUUAUACGGCGACCCAUUUAGUUGCAGCAGGAACUGAUCGCCAUUUCAGUGUUAAAAACGCUCUUGUUUCAGGUAUUGGAACUUGGGUUUUUUGUGUCUUGUGUAUUUCUUUCUGGGUUUGUUUGAUAAUGUUGGGAGGAUUUUGGAACUUGUUGAUACGGUUCCAAUCAUUGGCUUCCUAGGUUCUUGGGGUUCGUUUAGGUCUGGUCUGGAAUUGGAUUUGAAGAGUCCAUUAAUUUGGGGAAAGUUGGAUGGAUGGGUCAAACUCUCCGACAUGCCACUGAGAGCUCACUAGGAUGAGCUGCAAUGGGAAAGCUCAGCUCGGUGUAGAUUUGGAGCUCUGGUCUGUAAUAGUGGCAUUGGGAAUCUGGGGUUUGUGAGAUUUCUCUUUUCAUGGCUUCUAUUAGAAGAACCUUGUCCCCUGUUCCUCGACCGGGAGCUUCCAUGAAUGGAGAAGCGUGUUCAGUAGGUUCUCCCCUGUGCAGGUCUUCAUUAUCUCCUCAAACCUACCCUCAAUCUACUGGACUGCACGACUCCCUGUUCAACUCAUUGAAGACCCAAGCAGCCACUCUUGGUAUCUACUCACCAAGGUCUUCUAGACCAAUAGACAAAUCUAAAUCAAAGGUACCAGUUUGGAAGAGGGCUAUGUUCCAUUUCUUUAUGUGCUUUGUCAUUGGGUUUCUUGCUGGAUUUACCCCUUUUGCAUCUUCCAACUUAUCCAUGAAUGUCAUGUCAGAAUAUCAAGCUUUCCAGUUUGAUAGGAUCUCCACUGAUGAGAAUUCUGUGCCUCAGAAUAGUUCUAGCAGCACCAACACUAAGAGUAGCCCCACACAAUCAGAGGUGCUAAUGCAUAAUAACGUUUCUUAUGAUAAUUUGGAUAGCCUCGUAAUUGCUCGAGAAUUAGAGCCUCGAAAGCUACUGAUUAUUGUGACCUCGACGUCUGCUCAUCCGCUCCAGUCCUAUUAUCUUAAUCGAUUGGCGCAUACGUUAAAGUUGGUCCAACCGCCUCUUCUAUGGAUAGUUGUGGAGAUGUUCUCCCAAUCAGAUGAAACAGCUGCUGUACUGAGGAGUACUGGGAUUAUGUAUAGACAUAUUGUUUGCAAUAAAAACUUAACUGAUAUGAGAGAUGGAAGAGUUCAUCAAAGAAAUCUAGCCCUGUCUCACAUUGAAACACACCGCCUUGAUGGAAUCGUUUACUUUGCAGAUGAGAAUAACGUCUAUUUGGUUGAUCUAUUCGAACAAAUGAGGGAGAUCAGACGAUUCGGAACUUGGCCAGUGGCGAAACUCUUAGGGGGUGCUAGUAGAUCCAUUCUGGAAGGCCCCAUUUGCAAUGGAAGUCUUGUAAUUGGAUGGCACGUAUAUGAGUCAAGUAUGAGACUUCGUAGGUUUCAUGCUGAAAUAUCAGGCUUUGCUUUCAAUAGCACCAUACUCUGGGAUCCAGAGAGGUGGCGUCGACGCACUUUAGAACCUGUUAGGCAGCUCGAUACCAUCAGAGAUGGCCUCCAAGCAAGCGACUUCAUCGAGCAAAUUGUGGAAGACGAAAGCCAAAUGGAAGGUUUACUGGAAGACUGCUCGAGAAUCAUGGUCUGGAACAUCAAUUUUAAACCGUCAAGUGCAGUUUAUCCUCACAAAUGGCUCAUGAAGAACAUUCUCGACGUCACGGCUUCACUUACAUGAGAUUCAAGAUCUGAAAGGAAGAAAAGGCUACACAAUAGCACGCCCCCUCGAUCAGCUCAGAUGGCCUUCCAUUGUCCACCAUUAUUUUUCAAAUUGUUUCUCCUGCUUCGGAUUGUUUGGCAUUGUUGGUGAGCGAUACGAACGGUGCGCUUACUGCUAGCAUUUCUCAGAUAUAUUGACUGAACAUUCACUUUAUGUAGCUACUGCAAGCUUUUACUCUGUCCAAAUGGCGAAGCUUAUGGAGGGAAGUCCUGUAGUUUCAUUCAAAUAUUGAUGUCCUUUUCUUAUAAAGAACUUUUGUUGAUUCCAUAUUGUACAGAAGGACCCAGCUGCUGAGAUUGUAAUUGCCAAACCAUCCUUGAACUGGCUUUUGAGUUCAUUUCUUUUUCAUUGCAAAAGUCACCAAUUUUGAAUCA
Molecule: messenger RNA, 2362 nt
Organism: Cucurbita maxima (winter squash)
Lineage: Eukaryota; Viridiplantae; Streptophyta; Magnoliopsida; Cucurbitales; Cucurbitaceae
Product: probable beta-1,4-xylosyltransferase IRX9H
Exons: 4
Coding region: 663-1946 (427 amino acids)
Biological process (GO): plant-type secondary cell wall biogenesis; glucuronoxylan biosynthetic process
Cellular component (GO): Golgi membrane
Molecular function (GO): xylosyltransferase activity; galactosylgalactosylxylosylprotein 3-beta-glucuronosyltransferase activity
Source: RefSeq, a predicted model, not a curated record